AUCUCAGACAUAGACGUGGGGCGGCUCGGAGGUCUCGGCGAGAGGCAGAAAGCCCGGGGGGGAAGCCGAGGAAACAGCGGGAACCGCUGGUCUCCGGCGGGGAUGGCGACACGCGCCGUCGUGGCCGGAGCGCGCCCAAGGAAGGGCCAGGCCGGGCCGGGCCAUGGAGCCGCCUGUGACGUCGCGGGCGUUGCUACAAGAGGGGCGAGCGCAGGCUGAGCAGCCCAGGCGCCAUGGCGGAGGGGCGGAGCGCGGCGCAGAGGGUACUGAAGCUGCAGGAGCAGCUGCGCUGUGCGCAGGAGCCCGCGGAGAUUUUAAAAACGCUUAAAGUACUACAGGAUUUGGAUAUAUCACUGGAUAUUCUAGUGGAAACUGGCAUAGGCAAAACAGUUAAUGGUUUUAGGAAACAUGACACUGCUGGGAAUCUAGCUAAAACCCUGGUAAAACAGUGGAAAAAACUUAUUCCUCCAGAAAAUAAUAGUGGUCACAGAGGAGGAAAACAAAAUACCAAAAAAGAUGAGACAAAAUCUUCUGUUUCCAAGGAGAUGAAUCUUUCAGAGAAGUUCAAAGCAUCUGUACUGGCCUCUGGAAGUUCCAGUAAUGCUCCCAUUUCUAAAAAGUUGAAUAAGCAGUGUACUUGUAAUGAAAAGACCUACAAAAGCAGAGAUUCCGAGUCUCAAAAAGAAUGUGAUAAUAAAGAAUGUAGCAACAGUGGUUCUAGGCAUGCUUCCCGGGAUACCAAUCCUCAAGCUAAGGAAAGUGACUUCAAAGAGAGAACCUCCACAGACAGCAAGAAAGUUUCAAAAAAGCGGUGUUCCUCUGCAGCCAAUAAAGACUUUUCACCCCUGAAAGCAAAGCCUAGUAAGGAUGCUUCUGAGCAGAGAGAUCAUAAGCAUGUGAAGAAACAAACCCAAAAACUUGUCAUAAAAAGAAAAGCUGAAUUAUCUAGUGAUGAGGAAUUUGAGCCCCCUACUAUGUCUUUUGAAGCUUAUCUUAAUUAUGAUCAAGUUACCAAAAAAAGAAAGAGGAAGGCUUGUUCUACAGGUGAACAGCCAAAGAAGUGCAGUGAACAGAACAGCUCAUUACCACAGAAGAUUUCAAAAUUUUCUCAUGUCAAAGUGGGAGAGAAAGAUGUAAAAAAAUGUGAGGGUGAUCACUCAGAAACUCCUAAUAAAAAGGCCAAGGUGGCAUCCCUCCAAGAUCUUCUUAAUACUCCACUGCCUAAAUUUCUGACAGGCAUCUCAAUCUCAUCUCCAUAUGCUGCAGACUUUAAAGCUCCCCUAGCACCUGUUGUAGAAGCACCCAAGCAAGUCAGUGAGAUGGGUCAAUUCACAGGACAGAGACUGAACUCUAAAAUGCAAGUUUACUCCGGCUCUAAAACAGUCUGUCUUUCAAAGAUGCUGACACUGUAUGAACAGUGCAUCCGUGUGCUUCAAAAUAAUACUGAUUUGCUGCGUAAAGUAGGAGGUGUGCCCUUUGAAGUUCUUGAGCCUGUUCUAACACGUUGCACGGCAGAGCAGUUGUCUCAAAUAGAGGAAUGUAAUCCGAUGUUUACAGAAGAGUCUGACCACUUGUGGAAGAAACACUGCCAAAGAGAUUUUAAAAAUGAGAGUCUUCUGGAAUAUGAGUCUUGGCGUGAAAUGUACUCGAGACUGUUUAAUCAGAGAGAAGAAAAACUAAAGAGGCUUACAAAAAGUAUUGCUUCAGCUCAGUCUGAGAAACCAAAAGGCAGGCAAGUAAAAAUGACCUAUAUGACUGGUGCAGCAAAACCACCCAGGAACAUUUGCCAACAGCAAGAAAUCCAUAGGACAGCAAGACCUGUCACCCAACUUUAUCCCAUAAAGAUGUGCAAUUUGCAGCCCUGAGAUUAAUUCAGACUAUUGCAAUGAGCUUCCCACCAUCCAGAAAAUAAAUGUUGUGGUGUCACGUGAAUCCUGUAGGAGAUGGGCAGGGAGGAAGAGGGAGACAAAAGAAUAGAGGAAAAACUGCAUCAUCCAGCCUGAUCUGCAUUAGGCCCAACAUCUGUAUCCUGGGAUCAGAUUUCUGCUGAGAUUUUGUUCAAGGGCAGCUUGUCCUUCCUGCUGGGGAGAGACUGCCACAGGAAGACCAUGGCUGUGUUGGGAAAGUUGGGGGAAAAGUGAUACAUAGGAAAGGAGGCCCCAGGUGGGCUCCAUUUCUUUGGGGGAACCCAUGUCCCAGCAGCAUUUCCACCUGGGGACGACCCCAUCUAUAUGGCUUCUAAACUUGAAAGCACUGACAUAUCUGAACUGCCUAAACCAAGCAAGCCCAUGACAAGGAAUGGGAUUUCAGGCGGACGAGAAGUCAAACCUGUGCCAUAAACCAAGAAAGCCCGGUGCCAUGUGCAGUAAGGCCGCAUGAAUGUGUAAGCUGCAAAGUUAUAAGCUUGCUUCUUGCCAACUAUGUGGCUUGAGCAAGCAUACCGAAGCAGCCCAGGUUUCCCUUUCACCUUUACCUGGUCUCCUGUUAGCCUGUGCCUCUGCGAGAUGUCUGGAUGAAGCACUGAAAACUGGAAAUAGAAAUACAGAAUGAAAAACUUGAGUAAAACGUCCAGGUUCAAGAUAUAUGUUUGCGUGCUGGCUGAAGAAAUAGUGGGCAUUUUGUAAUGAAAGCUGAGCAGUAUCCAGGGUGAUGGUGCUUCCAUGCAAGGAUUCCUGACGAUGAACAAGACCAGAUAUAUAUACUGCACCACUGGUGUCAGCCGGAAGAAGCCUAUUUUUGGGGUUUGUGUCCAACAGAAUGCCUAGAUUCUUUUCUGGUCCAUAUAUUUUCAAGUGUUUGCAGUAAUCUCAGAUCUUCACACAAUCAAAUUAAUUUCAAUACUUUCUUCAAAUACAAAAAAGUCUUAACUGAGCACAUUGGUACUUGGUGAAACCUCUUCUCUCAUAAAAAGACCAAAGGUAUGGUAAGAUCGAGUAAUUAAAUUGGAAGGGACCUACAACGAUCAUCUAGUCCAACUGCUGGGCUGGCAGGAGUUCCUUGCAGUUGGGAGUUAGCUAAAGGCAUGCCAGGGUCAUGCUCCAGCCCAUUUUGCUUUCCAUUUACUCCUUUUGCUGGUCUGCAGAUCUUCUCAGGUGCCUGCGUGAACCUUCCAGUUCACCACAGUAUGUCUGUUUGUCAAGUGUUUACUUGACCUAAAUUCUUUUGAAAACCAUCAUUUGUGAGAACUGUAGUGCAGGCUUUACAGAACUGGGUAGCUGGUUAAUAAGUGCUGUGACCUGGACACACAAGCUCUGCCAUUUUGUUAUUAACAAUAUAGGCAGUUAUUUUUCUGUUUUAUUUAUUUGUUAAUGUUCCUGAUUUCUUAAACUGUAUUUUUUUUCUAACUGGAAGAUUGAACUGUUGAAUGUAUGUCACAAAUUGCUAGUUUA
Athene cunicularia (burrowing owl) is the source of this 3389-nucleotide messenger RNA. It is a transcript of the gene LRRC1, whose product is annotated as leucine rich repeat containing 1. The transcript has 10 exons. The record is from RefSeq and is a predicted model, not a curated record. Gene Ontology annotation, molecular function: protein binding. Gene Ontology annotation, cellular component: elongin complex; nucleus; postsynaptic membrane. The coding region runs from base 234 to 1865 and encodes 543 amino acids. Gene Ontology annotation, biological process: transcription elongation by RNA polymerase II; neurotransmitter receptor transport postsynaptic membrane to endosome; neurotransmitter receptor transport, endosome to postsynaptic membrane. Lineage: Eukaryota; Metazoa; Chordata; Aves; Strigiformes; Strigidae.